AGCUAAAAUUAAGACUUAUCUCAAGAGCAUUUAAAUGCUGUAAUCCUAAAUGCUGUUUCAUACAAAACAAGAAAACAAAGGGAAAAUUUGAUAAAGUAGGCAGCCCUAAAAUGGUAAUUCUUUCACCACACUUUUCUAGUUUUCUUUAACAUUUUCUUCGUCACGCUUUCUGCGGUAAAACGAAAUCAAUAGAAAAUUAGAAAAUGUAUCCAAAAUCACCUUUUCUGCGUAACCCACUUGUUGAGUCGCAAAUUCUUAAAAGGAAUCCUGCUCAGUUAGGGGAGCUGAUGAGUUGGUUAUGUCGGCCGCCAACUAUUACAACAUAUCGCGUAAAUAUGCUCCGAACAACAGUUCAGGCAUUCAAACAAAAAUUGCGGUUAGUACUACAAGAAAGAUACCCACAACCACCUCAAGUGUACGAAGUUUCCAACAUCCCUGAAGUGCUUUGCAUAUCACCCAUAUUACUUAAGAAUAUGGAUAUAAAGCUAAAACAGACGGAAUUACAACGUGAAGUUGUAGUUGAUAGUUGUUGUGGUGCGUCCUUACUACGUGGCGCUCACAUCUAUGCGCCUGGUGUUCUAGCUAUGGAAGCGGGCACAAAAUUAGGUGAGCAAGUAUUGGUAUAUGCCGAUUUAGCGGGUAAGUGCAAACAAGGCACGAAUACACGCUAUGAUUCGCCUGAUAAACUUCUUUUGGGUGUGGGUACUAUUCGGAUGCAACGUCAUCAGAUUUUCGGUCCCUCAACUAAUAGUUGUACAAAUAGCGAACCCGAGCCAUUGAAAGGGAUCGCAGUAGAGAUGUUGGCCACAACGUCUGGAGUACCCAGUAUUGGUGAUCUAAGCUGCAGUGAAGCCCUACUACAGAACCUGCCCUCUAUUCUAUGCGUGCGCGUGCUGAACCCUCAAUUUGGCGAACGUAUAUUAGACAUGUGUGCAGCCCCCGGAAAUAAAACGACUCAUAUUGCAGAGAUGAUGACCGAUCAAGGAGAAAUAAUAGCUCUUGAUAAGGUGCCAAAGAAGAUAUCAGUUAUGAAAGAAAAGAUAACGAGUGAAGGCUUAAAGAGCAUACGUGCGUACGCCUUCGACGCUACGAAAGCAUUUGAUCCAUCUAAACCAGCGGGAGCUAAGCAUAGUUUACUUGAACCACCUUUUGGGGCUAAUACGUUCGAUAAAAUUUUGCUAGAUGCACCUUGUAGCGCUUUGGGGAAUAGACCAUUUCUGAUAGCUCCAUCCAAUAUGACGUCAUCCAUGCUCGGAUCGUAUCCGAAAGUACAGAGAAAAUUAUUUUCGGCAGCUGUGCCUUUGCUCAAACCCCACGGUGUGUUAGUUUAUAGUACUUGCACAGUGACUGAGGCAGAGAAUGAAGGCAUAGUAGCUUGGGUUCUCGAAAAAUUCCCUCAGAUGCGACUAGUCGAAGCUACACCCCGUUUUGGCGGAAAUGGCUUAGAACACACUGGUCUAAAUAAUGAAGAGAGACAAUACCUGCAGCGGUUUAACUACAAUUCAACAGAAACCGAAGGAAUACACAUAGAUACUGUAGGAUUUUUUAUAGCGAAAUUUAUAAAAUGUGGUUGAAGUUACACCAAUUAAACACCACUCAAAUGUU
This is a messenger RNA of Rhagoletis zephyria (snowberry fruit fly), 1605 nucleotides long. RefSeq names its product putative methyltransferase NSUN6. Gene Ontology annotation, biological process: RNA methylation. Gene Ontology annotation, molecular function: RNA methyltransferase activity; RNA binding. NCBI's taxonomy places the organism in Eukaryota, Metazoa, Arthropoda, Insecta, Diptera, Tephritidae. The record is from RefSeq and is a predicted model, not a curated record.